This is a messenger RNA of Nothoprocta perdicaria, 652 nucleotides long. It is a transcript of the gene NIP7, whose product is annotated as NIP7, nucleolar pre-rRNA processing protein. The coding region runs from base 1 to 543 and encodes 180 amino acids. Gene Ontology annotation, biological process: ribosome assembly; ribosomal large subunit biogenesis. Lineage: Eukaryota; Metazoa; Chordata; Aves; Tinamiformes; Tinamidae. Gene Ontology annotation, cellular component: nucleus; preribosome, large subunit precursor; nucleolus. The record is from RefSeq and is a predicted model, not a curated record. Gene Ontology annotation, molecular function: RNA binding. The transcript has 5 exons.
AUGCGGCCGCUCACGGAGGCGGAGACGCGCGCGGUGUUCGAGAAGCUCGGGAAAUACAUCGGCGAGAACAUCCAGCUGCUGGUGGAGCGGCCGGACGGCACCUACUGCUUCCGCCUGCACCGCGACCGCGUCUACUACGCGAGCGAGAAGCUGCUCAAGGCRGCCGCCAGCGUCCCGCGCGAGAGCCUCGUGGCGCUCGGCACCUGCUUCGGCAAGUUCACCAAGACACAGAAGUUCCGCCUCAGCGUCACCGCCCUCGACUUCCUCGCGCCCUACGCCAAGCACAAGGUGUGGGUGAAGCCGGGCUCCGAGCAGUCCUUCCUCUACGGCAACCACGUGCUGAAGUCGGGCCUGGGCCGCAUCACGGAGAACACGGCGCAGUACCAGGGCGUCGUGGUCUACUCCAUGGCCGACGUGCCGCUGGGCUUCGGCGUGGCGGCCAAGUCCACGCAGGACUGCAGGAAGGUCGACCCCAUGGCCAUCGUGGUGUUCCACCAGGCCGACGUGGGCGAGUACGUGCGCAGCGAGGACACGCUCACCUAGGGCAGCGCCGCGCGGGGCCGGCCCRGACGCGGGGCCGGACUCUGGGACUGGCCCUGCGAGCACAGCCCGGCGCUCCCCGCCACCGCGGCCCUCUUUGCAUAAAACCCUU